Thalassophryne amazonica is the source of this 9757-nucleotide messenger RNA. It is a transcript of the gene scrib, whose product is annotated as scribble planar cell polarity protein. The record is from RefSeq and is a predicted model, not a curated record. Gene Ontology annotation, biological process: neurotransmitter receptor transport postsynaptic membrane to endosome; neurotransmitter receptor transport, endosome to postsynaptic membrane. Gene Ontology annotation, cellular component: adherens junction; postsynaptic density; postsynaptic membrane. NCBI's taxonomy places the organism in Eukaryota, Metazoa, Chordata, Actinopteri, Batrachoidiformes, Batrachoididae. Gene Ontology annotation, molecular function: protein binding.
AAACCGGCCUGGCUCGGAUCAGCAAGGGAGGAGAGAACUGCGGCUUCCGCGCCUGAUAUUUUAGCAGCCCCGCGAUAAACACUGGCGGGUGGACGCUUUAUCUGAGAUGUUGCUUCCACGCUGACUUGGCUGGUGAAGAAGAUAUUAUCCGUGGGUGAAUCACCGUCACGCACAAAGACCUUCAGUCAGCUAUUAUUAGCUGGAAUUAGCUUCUUGCUAACAACACAGCCGGUGAGAACGGGCAGCACAUCUUUGCGCAGCUCCGCUGGAUAUGCUUUCUGUGGCUUAUAUUGAAGGAAGACUGGGAUACAAAAAAACAACACUUCUGGAUGCUUUUAUCACCCUUUUAAAUACAGUUAGCCACAGCGAAAAACCGCUCUUGAUAGAGGGAUGGUGUGUAAUAGCACCAGAAGCUAACAUCGCUCCGUCUAUGUGAGCAAACAUUUCUGAGACAAGUGGAAGCUCUGAGCUUCAUGUUUAUCUUAAUUCCGCUACCGCGACUCUGUCCUUGAUCACAAUACCUGACCGAAGGAUUAUUUCAUGUCUCUAAGUGGAUUUCGGCCUCCCGUUGAGGAUCGUCGUGGGACCGCAGUACGUGUUUUGACAUUGAGGGAGCCCAGUCCCGCAACCUCCGCUCCCCCGCACCUUCUUCUCCGAUGUGGAGAUUUGAGUAGCACCGGCGACCAAAUCCCCCACGGCAGCCGGACAUGCUGAAGUGUAUCCCACUGUGGCGCUGCAACCGCCACGUUGAGUCUGUGGACAAGCGUCACUGCAACCUGCAGACGGUCCCGGAUGAGAUCUACCGCUACAGCCGCAGCCUGGAGGAAUUGCUCCUCGAUGCCAACCAGCUCAAAGAACUCCCCAAGCCUUUCUUCAGACUACUGAACCUACGCAAGCUUGGCCUGAGUGACAAUGACAUCCAGAGACUUCCUCCUGAGGUGGCUAACUUCAUGCAGCUGGUGGAACUGGACAUCUCCAGAAACGACAUUCCUGAGAUCCCCGAAAGCAUUAAAUUUUGCAGGGCCUUGGAGAUUGCAGACUUCAGUGGAAACCCCCUUUCCAGUUUGCCGGACGGCUUCACUCAACUUCGGGCACUGGCUCACUUGGCACUCAAUGAUGUAUCACUACAGGUUUUGCCGAAUGAUAUUGGAAAUCUGGCCAGCCUGGUGACGUUGGAGCUCAGGGAGAACCUACUGAAGUCUCUGCCUUCGUCACUCUCUUUCCUGGUGAAACUGGAACAGCUGGACCUGGGCAGCAAUGAACUGGACGUUUUGCCGGACACGCUCGGUGCUCUUCCCAACCUGCGGGAGCUGUGGCUGGACCGGAACCAGUUGUCCUCAUUACCACCCGAGUUGGGAAACCUCCGGCGACUGGUGUGUCUGGAUGUGUCAGAGAACCGUCUGGAGGAGCUUCCCUCUGAAAUAAAUGGCCUCCUGGCUCUCACUGACCUGCUGCUCACACAGAAUGUGCUGGAAAUCAUCCCAGAUGGCAUAGGCUGCCUGAAGCAGCUGUCCAUCCUGAAGGUGGACCAGAACAGACUGACCCACCUGACUGAUUCCAUAGGAGACUGUGAAAAUCUAACAGAACUCAUCCUAACAGAGAACCUGUUGCAGUCACUUCCUCGUUCACUGGGCAAGCUGAAGAAACUGACCAACUUGAAUGUAGACCGUAACCGAUUAAGCAGUGUACCCAAAGAGCUGGGUGGCUGUGCCAGCCUCAACGUUCUCUCGCUGAGAGAUAACCGCCUGGGCAAACUGCCUUCUGAGCUUGCAGACGCCACGGAGCUGCACGUGCUUGAUGUGGCUGGGAACAGACUACAAAACCUGCCAUUUGCCCUGACCAACCUGAACCUGAAGGCCAUGUGGCUUGCCGAAAACCAGUCGCAGCCCAUGCUCAAGUUCCAGACAGAGGAUGAUGAACGUACAGGAGAGAAAGUGUUGACAUGCUACCUGUUGCCACAGCAGCCGUCCCCAAGCCUCGAGAACUUGCUGCAGAACAGCGUGGAUGACAGCUGGACUGACAGCAACCUGAACCGUGUGUCAGUCAUUCAGUUCCAGGAGGAGACCAAGCCUGAGGAAGAGGAUGAUGAAGCCGAUGAAGAACGCAGAGGCCUCCAACGCAGAGCCACACCACACCCGAGUGAGCUGAAGGUGAUGAAGAAGGUGAUUGAGGAGAGGAGGAACGAAGCCUACUCAUCCAAACCUGGUGGAGAUGAAGAGUUUCUUGAUGCACAGGAGAAACGACUGAGCGACCUUUCAAAUCAGAGCCAUGACUCCCAGGUGUCUAACAGCACACUAUCAGCCACCUCCCAUGAAGACAGACCGGAAGCGACCUUGCAGAAAGAGGACCUUGUAGAUGGCCACUCCCCUCAAGAGGGGGAAGAGUUGGACGAGAUGGAGGUGGAGUAUAUCGAGCCCACUGUGCACUUUGCAGAAGAACCCAUAAUCCGCGGUGGGGAUGAGGACGACGAGGAUGAUGGGGAGGAUGGCGAGAGGAGCGAUGAGGAAGAUGAGAGACCAGCAGUGCCCAUAGAGAAGCAGCGUCUGAUCAGAAAGGACACACCGCACUACAAGAAGCACUUCAAGAUCACAAAGCUGCCCAAACCCGAGGCUGUGGCUGCGCUGCUGCAGGGCUUCACUCCUGAUGGCCUCAACUCCUCCACCCAAGCUGCUGAGGAGGAGGAGGAAGAGCACCUUCUCAGAAUGGAGGCACCAGAGCUGGAAGACAGCCGCCAUAUCCAGGUCAACACCAGCCAAGUUAAGGGGGUGUCAUUUGAUCAAGUCAAUAAUCUGCUGAUUGAACCUGCUCGAAUUGAGGAGGAAGAGCACAACAUUACCAUUCAACGGCAAACAGGUGGCCUCGGUAUCAGCAUUGCUGGUGGGAAAGGGUCCACGCCUUACAAGGGAGAUGAUGAGGGAAUCUUCAUCUCUCGAGUGUCUGAAGAGGGUCCUGCAGCCAAAGCAGGGGUCAAAGUAGGAGACAAACUCCUGGAGGUGAAUGGAGUGGACCUCCACGAAGCAGAGCAUCACACAGCAGUGGAAGCUCUCCGUAGCUCAAGGGCCACAGUUUCCAUGACAGUGCUGCGAGAGCGCAUGGUGGAACCAGAGAACGCCAUCACCACCACACCACUAAGGCCAGAGGACGACUACUUCCCACGGGAGAGACGCAGCAGUGGAGGCAUUGCUUUCGGCACAGACGGAAGUCCCAGCACUCCUCGGCAGCGACUUUCUACCUGCCUGAUCCGUAAUGACAAGGGACUGGGCUUCAGCAUUGCAGGAGGAAAAGGAUCCACACCAUACCGCACAGGGGACACGGGAAUCUACAUCUCACGAAUCUCAGAGGGUGGAGCUGCUCACAGAGACAGCACGCUGCGUGUUGGGGACCGAGUGAUCUCCAUCAAUGGUGUAGACAUGACAGAGGCCAGGCAUGACCAGGCAGUAGCACUCCUUACUGGCACCUCCCCCACUAUCACCCUCCUGGUGGAGCGUGACCAGAAUGCACCAGGUGGCUCUCCAGGUCUGUCCAGGGCCCGGGCCCACUCCCCUCCUCCCCCUGAACCUUCAGACUCUCCUGACCAGGAGGACGAAGGCCUUCACGGGAACCACCUGGGUCGAUUAGAAGAUGAGUAUCCCAUUGAGGAAGUGACCCUGGUGAAGUCAGGUGGCCCUCUUGGUCUGAGCAUUGUGGGGGGCAGUGACCAUGCCAGUCAUCCAUUUGGGAUCAAUGAACCUGGAGUUUUCAUCUCAAAGGUGAUACCUCACGGCCUGGCAUGUCAAAGUGGGUUGCGUGUUGGCGACCGAAUAUUAGAAGUGAACGCGAUUGAUCUGCGUCACGCCACACAUCAGGAGGCUGUGCGCGCUCUACUAGCCAACAAGCAGGAGAUCCGUAUGUUGGUGCGACGGGAUCCAUCACCGCCCGGCAUGCAGGAAAUUCUCAUCCAGAAGCAGCCAGGAGAGAAGCUUGGAAUCAGUAUUCGUGGAGGGGCCAAGGGGCAUGCUGGAAACCCCUUUGACCCCACAGAUGAGGGAAUUUUCAUUUCUAAGGUAAGCUUGACUGGCGCAGCUGCACGAGACGGUCGCCUGCAGGUUGGCAUGCGAAUCCUCGAGGUGAACAACCACAGCCUGCUUGGGAUGACACACACAGAGGCAGUGCGAGUACUUCGAGCAGUUGGUGACUCAUUGAUCAUGCUGGUGUGUGAUGGCUUUGACCCAAGGAAAGUGGCUGCAGGGGAGGCAUCUCCUGGCAUCAUCGCCAACCCCUUUGCGGGAAACAUUGUUCGUAAAAACAGUAUGGAGAGCAUCUCUUCUAUAGACAAAGACCUGAGUCCAGAGGAGAUAGACGUCAUACAAAAGGAGUCUGAGAUGGUGAAAGAGACAUCGCAGUGGGAGCGAGAAGAGAUGGAGAAAGUGGAGCGUAUGCGUUUGGAGCGUGAGGAGGCAACUCGCCUACUAGAAGAGGAGACCGAGAACAUUGGCACCGGUCCUCUCAAACUUGACUACAAAACUCUGGCUGCACUGCCCACCACCAGUCUGCAGAAGGUCAACAGGGCUCCUUCCUCUGACUUUGCACGGACAGACAGCCCAAUCAGAGAGGCGCCGUACUCCCCAACUAUCCAACCGGCAAACAUUCAUUACACCUCCACUCCCACUGCCAAGGAGAGCACUUCAUCAUCAACAAGACCGGGUGCCAUCCAUCCAGUUGGGCGCAUGAGGCCGAGUACCUCUCCUGCCACUCCAGACGGCCACAGUCCCAACCCCUUCCAGCAUGGCCCCUCCCCUUUCAACUCCCAGACCUCUCCUUGUGCCCCCUCCCUCUCCUCACCUGACGAGUUUCCUAUGAAUGUCAAGGAGGCAUACAAGGCAUUUGCAGCCGUGCCUCGCUCUCUGGCAGUGCUGGAGCCGCCACAGGAUCUGUAUGGUCUGAAAAAUAACUUCCACAGCAAGCAAGAGCCUGAGCUGAACGACGAGGUCUUUGAUGGUGACGUAGAAUGUCACACAGGAGCUGGUAAGGUUUUGACAACUGACAAGGUCUCCCCCUGGCCCUCCCUCUCGUCUGACCGUCGGGACUAUAUCAGCAUGGCAGCAGUCCCUCGCCACUCCAGGCCUUCCUGGGAUGAGCAGAGUCCUUCUCCCAUUGGAAAGGACAGCCCAGAACAGCGUUCUUUCAGGGACAGACAAAAGUAUUUUGAGAUUGACGUGAAGCAGCAGACACCAGACAAACCCAAACCUCGCAUCUCCCUCGUCGGCGAGGACGACCUCAAAAAAAUGAGAGAGGAAGAAGCAAGAAAGUUUGAGCAGUGCGCACGAGAGUAUCUGCUGGAUGAAGACGAUGAGGAUGAAGAGGAGGAUCUUGCUAAGCAGGUGGCACAGAUGAAAGCCACUGGCAAGGUGUUGCUGGAUGGAGUCGAGUACCCGGUGGAGCCAGUGAACAGCCCAACCCAGCAGUGCGCCACACCGCUGACCCACAACACCACACCAUCUAGCUAUUGUGGAAGCUCGGGGCCCUCCUCAGUCGACAGUAAGGGGGAUUCCAAGAGGAAUUCACUGGAGGACAGCUUCAGGCCCGAGCAGAGACCGAGCUCUAUGACAGGUCUAAUUCCAGCGUACUCUGGGGAAUCGGCCGCUCCCAUCCGUACAGCCAAAGCGGAGCGCAGACAUCAAGAGAGGCUCCGCAUGCAGAGCCCCGAGUUGACCGUCGCCCCUGACAAGGAUCUGUCUCCUGCUGAGAAACGAGCUCUGGAGGCUGAGAAGAGAGCCAUGUGGAGAGCAGCACGGCCCUAUGGCUUAGAGGAGGAUGUUAGGCAGUAUGAGCAGGACCUGGCUAAGAAGCUCUACCAGGCCAGAGUGAGGGCAUCUCAUGGUGCAGCCCCCCAGCCCCUCACCUCCUCCACCUCCUUUGCAGCCUCCCAGCUCAGAAUGAAGUCUCUGGAGCAGGAUGCACUGAAAGCUCAGAUGGUCAUUGCCAAGUCUCGUGAUGGGAAGAAACGUGGUGCACUAGACCAGCUGACGGAGUCUCCAUCUCCAGCGCCCACACCGUCUCCCACCCCCAUGGAAGAGCUCAGUCCUCGAGGAGUGACGUCACCUGGCAGGCUGUCCCUGUCAUCAAAGAAGUUUGACUACCGGCAGUUUGCUGCAAUUCCUUCUUCCAAACCCGUAUACGACAUCCAGUCUCCUGAAGUGACCGAUGAGACACAUUUUAUCGGCGACGGUUCCGACAACCAAGGGCCCGCUGCGAGCUCUGAGGGCGAGGUUCCCACGCCGCUGCCCGCCACCUCAGCCCUGGAGGAGAUGGCCCUGUACAGCAACAAGCGCAAACUGAGGCAGGGUCGCCGCAGCCUGGAAACCGCCGUGCCCACGUAACGCCUCACACGGACACACGUGAAAAAAAAAACACAAAUUUACAGGCACUGUGGAACUCUGGGGAGCACCCAGGCGGACCCAGAAGAGGCACACAGUCACUAAACACUAGCGUAACAUUUACGCUUCUAUAUGUCACCGCUGCAGAUGCCGCCAGGCUGAGAGUCACCGCUUUCAUCCUGCGUGCCGGUCUGCAGACGACUCGGCAACAAACAUCACUGAUGGCGAGAACGCGCUAAUGUGGUUAGCUAGGAAUGCUAGCUUUUAUUUGUUUUACACUGUUUGCCUAUUAGCAGCCGAAUUACUCUAACAACAGGUGACCAAUGUUUUAGUUAAUUUUUACACAUCCAAUGAUUUUGCUGUUGUUUGUUUUUAUUUUAAAGCAUACUGGAAGAGAGAAGAAAUGGGUCGCAUUAAGUUCCUGAAUGAUAUUUUUAGGGUUUCCGUGAAUAGAUUGUAUAAUGUCAGGGUUUUUUUUACGACAAGGGUGGAGAGGAGUGUAAAUAAUGAGUGAGGAGGGAAAUUCCUGCUACCUUCAGUCUCACACACACACACACACACACACAAAAUUAUUACAGAUUGUUUUUUGCGCAGCCAGUUGUAUAAGGACGUGUAUCUUAAUUUAUUUUAGCAUUUCACUCAAAUUAGGCGCUUUAGAUUUUAAACUUUUAACCCAUUCAUAAUUUGGUGAAGUGGGCUCAUUCAUGAUUCAAGUCAGAAGUUUAAAAAUUUUUAAUUGUUUGUUUUUGUUUUGUUUUUUAACACACAGAUUAUGUAUCGUCACGUAAAUAUGACUCUUAAAAACUCUACUCUCAGUGAACAGUACAUCAUUUCUCUCACAACAUGAAAGUUUUCUGGAAAUUGCUGAUUUUCAGGUUUGGUGCGUAGAGUUUGUUUUAUACUGCACAGUGAUACGUUGGCACGAUACGUUUGACUGUUAAUAGGCUGUAUUCAAGAAAAAGCAAACUCCAUUUUUAACUAACGUUAGCAGUGACGCUGAUGCUCAUUUGGAGUGUUCCAUGUUUAUACCUCCCCUAUGAAACAAACCAACCCAGAAGAGGAACAAGUUGAAGUUUCUUCAAUGGCCAUAUAGCACCAUUAGCAGCUACUGGUAGCUUGAUGAUGUUUCUUCCUGUUACUCCAUAGUUAGAAGCAAGAAGCCAGUCAAAAUUUCUUUGAAUGCCUGAACCAAGGUUAGCGUAUUAACUUUAGGUUGUUUGGUAACUCCAAGAUGGGCGCGUAUUCCAGCUUCAUUUGUCCUGCCCAUGCCCCACCUCUUUACCCAUUGGUCAGGACAGAGGCGGAGUAAGCACUGCCAACAUGGCAACACCCAAAGCAGCACUUUUUGGGAUUUUCAGAAAACCUAUAGGUGACGUAACAGAGGGUUUGUCCAGUAAAUAUAUAUUAGGGUGGUCUUCUACUGUAUGCCAAAAAUAAAAAUGUGACUUUCUUGAGGUGCUUCCUGACAGAAUUGUUCAUCUUGAUGAGAAAAUGUUUUGUGCAAAAUUUUAUUUCGAUAUGACUGUUCUAACCACGGCUGCAUGUGGAGUGGAAAUUGCAGUAGUUGAGCAUAUUAGCACAAACCAGCAAUAGUAAUGUACCUGUUCACAAAUGAAAUACUAAUUGAAACAGUUAUCCUUUCUUCUUUAACUGUUCACCUUUUUGGUAAAAACAGUCAUGGGGAGUGGCAUUUUGCCUUCCGAUUUUCUUCGUCUCCGAGAACUGACGUCAAUGCCACUCAACAGCUUGCAAAAGGUGGCGCUGUUGUAAUCCUGGAUAAGUGCAACUCUUCGCUCAGCAAAGUCAUUGAAAGCAUCAAUGUUACUCAGGACCUGCUGUGACAACAGGAAUGACGGGUCAUCCUCCCACUCUGAGGGGUCCUUGAUGAGGAAGUCCAUGUUGAUGUUGAAGGCCUCAAAAAUGCAACCUGAGGCAGAUGGAACAAAAUCUGCAACUAAUGAACUAAUGUAUCCAGUCCAUAACUCAAAAUAUCACUUGCACGUCACAAAAAACGGGUCAGGCAGCAGUGGUUAAUAUUUUUCCAAUCUCGUGAAAUUUCACCCAAUUUAUUUUUCCCCCUAAAGGAACCAAAAAAUGAAGAAGUGCCUUGAAAAAGCUGUGCGAGAUGAUAUGUUGACCUGGUACCUCUGACUAUCGAUGGGCUACCAUGCUAGGGUUAACACCCGUGUUGGCUCUGAUGCUAACCGUCAUUGAUGCUGACAUUAACGUUGAUGCUUUUUUUAGGGUGUACUGGUGUUUAUGCCCGACAUGUCAACAUGGCGCUGUUAAUGUACUUUAUUAAAGAACAUGAUAACUGCUAGCACAAAUGCUAACAUUUGGUCAACAUCUGUUAGUGUUUCCAGAAGAAAAAACUAAUUAUGGUUGAUACAAACAUCAGCACAUCUACAGCUGGAGUCAACCCUGAUGUUAGCAGUGGCCUCCGUUAGGGUCUUUAAUACGGCCCGUCGGGGUCAAACGUGCCGUGUUGGCGUAUUUAUACAGUGCACUACCUAUACAAAUAGCACUACGCUCCCAAGUUGGAAAUCCAUUCCUUUAAGGAAAAGUUUCCUCUCUGUCUGAACACCUUUUCUCUUGUUACAUUCCUGCUGUAGAGCCUGUGUCUACACUGAAGGUGGCAGCGUUGAGCAGACAGUUUAACUGACACUCUUAUUUAGUAACGGUACAUAUUCGGCACUUUUUAUUUUUAGGGUAUUGUUUUCAUACUAAUGUGAAUCUUAGUCAUUUCUGUCCUUUUCUGCAGGGAUUCCAGAGUGAUGUGAAGGUAGCAGGCAUUUUAUUUUUCUGUCUAACAAUAAUUUAAAUCUCAUGCCACUGGGGAAAAGAAAACUCUUUGUGUGAAUAAUGUACAAAUACUGAAAGGAAAGCAGAUGUUUUGAAUUUGACACUGAGCCUGUCUUGACCUCUGUGGAGAUUUAACAUGUCAGAGUUUGGACCGGCUCCUCUCUGCCUGUAUAUCGCUUUAUUAAUGGGAGAUGACAACCAUCAAAUCACAUGAAACAUCAGACAUUCAGUUCACUUCUUGGUGGAAUUUUUCCAGGAUCACAGACUCUAAUUUAACCUAGAUCUUUAAAUUCUAGUUUCCACUUUGUGCUGUCUGAAAUUCAGUUUGCUUGUUUGUUUGUUUUUUACUGACAUUAGGUAAAUCUUUUCAGAGGGGGUUCACUACAUCAUUAAUGCAGCAUCUCAUGUUUGCUUUAUUUGUUUGUCUCGGUUUAUUUUGGGGGCUUUAUUUCUUGCAAAUAGGUCUGAGGGAACAGGGUCAGAGGUCCUAGGGUCAAAGGUUAGAGCUCAUACAAGACUGUAACUAGUGAAUUUGUACAACCAAAGAAGUCUAUUUUGUGGUUCAGAAAUAAUAAAUUUUACUUUUCAUUUAAGAAGCA